AUGUCGCGUGCCGUUUUACAAGACUCGGCAGACACCGGUAUCACAUCCGCCGAGAACUAUACAGAUACCUUUCAAAGCGCCGAAAGCUUAGCAGUUAGAAGAAUUAACGGAUGCUUGGGUUCCACAAAUAUGGAGCAGACUCCUUUCACACUGAGCGAGACCGACUCUUAUAGUGAACCUAGGAUUACGAUUGAUACGGGAGACCCAUUCUCACACUUUCAAUUCGACAAUAUAGACAAUAUAGGCCUGUCAACUUUUCGACCCCCAGAUCUAGCUUUGGGCUUAGAUGUACAUUUAAUUGGUUCUUUCGAACCAGUCUCCUCACCUUCAACCCUUCCAGCAACCCACAACGAAGUUAAGGAGAACAAGUCCACAAGUUCAAAUUCCAUUGACGCACAGAUUCAAGAUCUAGCCCAACUCAAUCUACCAGUCUUACAGUCUUCAAGAGAAGUCGAGCGGGACCUAGCAACGACGCAGCUUUCGAUAUCUUCACCAAGUUUCAACGGUAUAUUUGAGGCUACGGGAAACUUCAUAGCAAUUUAUCGUCAAGUUUCGGAAUAUCAGCUCGAUCGAUCCUUGUUUAAUUACAUGUUUACUUCUCAUUCUAGUUACUCGCUACUGAGCGAGCUAGAUCCCUCAAGCCCAAUAAAUUGUAGAAGCAACAAAUCCUCGAUCGACACAAGCUUACAACCAGACAGUGGUGUGCUACUAAUGAUGCUCGCCUUCCACCACAGGUUGACGAGUAUCUUUGAAACUACAUGCUCUUCAAUCUAUCGUCACUUACUGUCGACGGAUAUCCAUACCAAUGUCACACGGUCUAACACGGAACAUCUCAAGAAUACACCACAAAGUGAUGGGCAUAGACAACCAAAUAGUUGGACUCACCAAAGCUUACCAUUUCCAGCCACAACAUUCGGUCCUAACGAUACUUAUGACUGGUCGCUACCUUCAACUGCACAAAUUGUGAUUCUAGUUAGAUUAAUCCGUCAUCUAGCCAAUAGAAUGAACUGGGUGCUAAGGCCAUUCAUCGAUUAUCCCAUGAAGCCCAAUACCAUACCUUCUCAGAUCCCCAACACGCUUCCUGUUGGAGAUUACUCCAUCCCAGUAUCCCGGGACAUAGGAAAUGGACAGGACCCGAGCAGAGUGUUCGAAUAUUUGGAAAGCAGUAGGAGUAUAAACAAUUCGAUAGAGCUAGGAAGGAAGAUGAGAGAUCUACGUUGGCUACACUCGUAUAUUGAUCGUAUCGAAAGAUUGAUUGAGCGCUCAGACCGUGUGUAA
Molecule: messenger RNA, 1278 nt
Organism: Daldinia loculata
Lineage: Eukaryota; Fungi; Ascomycota; Sordariomycetes; Xylariales; Hypoxylaceae
Exons: 2
Coding region: 1-1278 (425 amino acids)
Source: RefSeq, a predicted model, not a curated record